AUGAAAUCAGAACCGGCGAAGCAUUUUGCUUCGUUGGCACACACGGCGAUAUCAAUGGGAUCCAAUCAUAAAUCGUUACCCCUCGCGCACCUCGAGCGAGCAACAUUUUCUCUCCCCCCCGCUGUGCCUAAUCAUCCAUAUAUUUCCAACCCCCAUCCUUCACCGCUUCGAAAAAUCAUUUUUCAAUCUGUGCAUGUAGUAUACCGACCACCAGUUCGACUGACUUUGCUCUGCAGAAGAAACACUCACGAGACCAAAGGUAAUUUGAACAGACCCAUCUCCCAGCCCUUCUCGGGUCUUCGUAAGUACCAAAUCGGUACAGUGCUCUCUCGUUCCUUCGUCCUCGUGCUUGGCGUCGAAAUGAUGCCAUUCGCAUUGUUUCCCUCGGGGAGAAUGUCAUUUGUUCGCGAUGCGGUUUGA
Molecule: messenger RNA, 420 nt
Organism: Botrytis porri
Lineage: Eukaryota; Fungi; Ascomycota; Leotiomycetes; Helotiales; Sclerotiniaceae
Exons: 1
Coding region: 1-420 (139 amino acids)
Source: RefSeq, a predicted model, not a curated record